This is a messenger RNA of Spirometra erinaceieuropaei, 3737 nucleotides long. Lineage: Eukaryota; Metazoa; Platyhelminthes; Cestoda; Diphyllobothriidea; Diphyllobothriidae. The record is from the annotation of a GenBank genome assembly.
AUGGUCUCAGACAAAACAGAUAAACUUUCGUGUACUUCUGAGGCUAUUUGGCUAACUAUAAAAGCACCGAGUUCACCGAGCCUUGACAUCCUGACGGUCUACCGACCGCCGAGAAAUGAUCCCACAGCGGACGCCCAGCUGAUUGAGGACCUGGAGAGAUUCUCUAUCCGGUCCGAAGUCUUAGUCAUGGGGGACUUCAACGCGCCUCUUAUCAACUGGAGUUCAGCUUAUGCAUCUGGUCCAGACCAUGCUUUCGACCGACGUUUGCUGGACAUGACCUUCAAGUUAUUUCUCACUCAGCACGUCUCCUUUCCGACGAGGAUGCGCGAAGGGCAACAGUCAAACUGUCUGGAUCUGCUCAUUACGAAGUCACUGGACAGCGUUGAUGAGGUGCAAUGUCUACCCCCCCUAGGUCGAAGCGAUCACGUCGUACUGUUGUGGGAGUAUUCCAUUUUUUCUCUGCCCGAACAGGCCACCAGGGUUAGAAGGAACAUUUGGCGCGGUGACUUUGCCCAAAUGAAAGCUGAACUAAACACCAUAAACUGGGAAUCAGCUUUUUCCGGUGACAUAAUCAAGGAUUGGGACUGGUUUAGUGAGUUACUGCACGUUCUUCUCAGAGACCACUGUCCUAUUUCACGGAAGAAACUAAAUUGCAGACCCCCGUGGCUAACACAAGCUUUAAAAAAAGAAGUGAAUAAAAAGCGGAGGUUAUGGAGGAAAUUCCUCUCGGAUAGGAGCUAUGUGUCGUUAAAUGCAUACAAAGCACAGAGGAACCUAGUUAGGAAGCUAAUCCUCGCGACGCGGCGUACUUUUGAGAAAGACCUACUAAAUCGAUCCGCAGAAAGUCAGACGUUGUUCUAUGGUUACAUAAGAAGAAGCACACGAAACAGAGACCCAAUUCCGUUAUUGAAAACUAGUGACGACCUAGAACUCAGUGAAGACGGAGAAAAGGCAGAGCACCUAUCACAGUUCUUUAAGUCCAUCUUUACGAAGGAAAGCGCAUUUCUUCCUCCCGACUGCGACAUAGUGGACGGGCCAACGAUUGAGCACGCCUCUUUCGCCGAAGCUAUUGUUUGCAAAGAACUGUUGAAGUUGAAUGAGUCUAAAUCACCUGGGCCGGAUGACAUACCGCCCAAAUUGUUGAAGGAACUUGCUGGAGGACUAUCCAAACCGUUGUCCAUGCUCUUCCAAGCUUCGUUCGAAGCAGGCUAUUUGCCCUCCGAUUGGAAAUCAGCGCGGAUCACGCCAAUUUAUAAAGGCGGCAGCAAGGCCUUAGCAAACAAUUACAGACCAAUCAGCCUUACUUCAAUUUGCUGCAAAAUUAUGGAGAAAUAAUGCACUUCGUAGAAGAGCAUAAUCUGCUAUGCGAUGCCCAUCACGGAUUUCGUAGAGGCAGAUCAUGCGUGACGAAUCUACUAUAUUGUUUAGAUCGCUGGACCCGGGCAGUCGAUGGCAGCAAUGCAGUGCGCGCCGUCUACGUCGACUUUAAGAAAGCAUUCGACAGUGUACCCCAUCAGCGUCUCCUGUACAAAUUAAACCGAACAGGCCUGAGGGGUAAUCUCCUGAGGUGGAUACAAAGUUUCUUGAUCGGUCGCUCUCAAAUCAUCCACGUCGGUGACAGGCUGUCGGCGGAGGUAGCGGUUGAAAGCGGUGUUCCACAAGGCUCCGUUCUUGACCCUACCCUAUUCAUUAUAUACGUCAACGACUGCGUCAGUGAACUGAAUUGUGAUGUCGCCAUGUUCGCUGAUGAUGUUAAAAUUUGGAGCGUCAUCCGAACUGAAUUUGACGAAGAGCGCUUGCAGGCAGACCUGACCCGACUCGAGAAAUGGUCACAGGACUGGCUGUUGCCGUUUAAUGUGACUAAGUGUAAUGUCCUGCGAGUCGGCAGGACCCGAUCUCUGAACCGGAGGGUUUACCACCUAAAUGGCGUAUCAUUGCAGGAGGUAGACGCCCAGAAAGACUUGGGGGUGUGGGUAACGGCUUCUCUAAAACCGUCGCUUCACUGCUCCAAGGUAGCCAAGUCUGCGAUGUCAGUCCUUUAUCUUGUCAAGAGAGCUUUCUCUACCUUCGAUGAGGACUGCUUCGUUAAAGUCUUUCGGACUUUCGUACGGCCACAGCUAGAGUUCGCCAUUCAGGCGUGGAAACCGUGGACCUCUAAAGAUCUCAGCAUCCUCGAGAAAGUUCAGAGGCGGGCAACCAAACUCGUAAGUGGACAGGGUUCACUACCCUAUGAAACCCGAUUGUCCAAUUUCGGCCUCUUUCCACUGAGUUACAGACAGCUAAGAGGCGACCUUAUACAAACAUUCCGUAUACUGCGCGGCCAGGACUGCUGUCUCGUACCUACUGAUUUCUUUGAGUUAGCGACCACAACGAACCUCCAAGGUCAUCCACUUAAACUACGCGUAACUGGCGCCAAGCUGGACAUUCAGUUUAUUUGAUAAGGAUGAUAGGCAAAGCCUUUGAAGACCCUAUUUAUAACAUGUCAACUCGUUAGAAAUAACUGUACAAUAACAAUGAAAAUGUUUGCUAUAUACAUAGUACUUGAUUCAUUUGAGUAGCAUUGUCACAGAGAAAAAAUAUGUGGGGAACCGGGGUGUUUAGCUCAGAUUCAGACUGUCGAGGGAAAACAUGGGACACAAAUAAUCAUCCAAGCGUUUCUUGAAGAGUUGCAGGGAUGUCGCCUCCACGACUGACUGAGGGAGAUCGUUCCAUUUCUCCACUGCCCUUUGCGUGAAAAAUUCAGAACGAAGGUUCAGCCUGGACAUUGUUGUCCGUAGCUUCAUCGCGUGGCCACGAAGAUUGGGUGAAAGGUGCCACUGAAACAUGUCCUCAAAGUUAAGUCCAUGCUCAAGGCCAUUUAUUAUCUUGUAAACCAGGAUUAGAUCACCUCUUUGCUGCCUGUAACACAGAGGGAAUAGAUUAAGGCAAUUCAGUCUGUCCGUGUAGGAUUGGUUUUUUAGACCGUUUACCAUCUUUGUUGCCCUACGUUGCACCCGUUCGAGGCAUGCUUUGUCCUUUACAAGCCAUGGCCGCCAUGCUUGUAUGCAAUAUUCUAAGUGGGGCCGAACGGAGGUGCCGUAAACUCUCCCAAAAAGGCCUUGGUCAAAGGUAACGAACACCCUUUUGAUUGCAUGCAGCACUCCCAUUGCGUUUUUUGCAGCCUUGUGGCACUGCAAUGUUGGUUUCAAAUUGUUCUGUAUCCAAACCCCGAGAUCCUUCUGUGAAGAUUCUGCGGGGAGUCUUAUAUCUUUCAGAUGAUAUGUCCUCAGGCUCUGAUUUGGAUGAGAGUUAGUUGGACGCAGAUGGAGGACGGCACACUUCUGCACAUUGAAGUCUAGAAGCCAUUUCUCCGACCACGCUUGCAGUCGAUGAAGAUUGUUUUGGAGGGAUCUCUGGUCGUUAGGACUCUUAAUGACUUGCCAGAGCUUAACGUCGUCAGCAAACAUUAUUUUGCCACAGUCGAGUUCCUGAAGGCUGUCAUUAACAUAAAGGAGGAAUAGCAAUGGUCCCAGAACUGAGCCUUGAGGCACACCACUGGUCACGCUCACCCAUUCUGACAUAUCAUCACCGAUGCAAACACUUUGUUUCCGACCAACCAGAAACGCCCCUAUCCAGUUCAGAAGAUCUCCCUGGAUGCCGAUGGCGCUCAAUUUGUGAAGAAGGCGUUGGUGCGGGACAGUAUCGAAGGCUUUGCGAAAAUCGAUGUACACGACAUCAACUUCAAAACCCUCUUCUAG